Mastomys coucha (southern multimammate mouse) is the source of this 3090-nucleotide messenger RNA. It is a transcript of the gene Sfxn3, whose product is annotated as sideroflexin 3. Gene Ontology annotation, biological process: monoatomic ion transport; serine import into mitochondrion. Gene Ontology annotation, cellular component: mitochondrial inner membrane. NCBI's taxonomy places the organism in Eukaryota, Metazoa, Chordata, Mammalia, Rodentia, Muridae. The record is from RefSeq and is a predicted model, not a curated record. Gene Ontology annotation, molecular function: monoatomic ion transmembrane transporter activity. Bases 525 to 1490 code for a protein of 321 amino acids. The transcript has 12 exons.
UCCUCCCCUUUUCUCCCUGGUUGGGACGGCGGCCAGAACUGCUUUCCACGACUGGGUCGGGUCUGAUCUCAACAACCUGGUCUGGGGGAGUCACUCCAUAGGACAUCCACUGCCCCGGAACUCUGCCAAGUCGGGGGUGGGUCAGGUGAACGAGCUUAGGGGAGCCCCCGCCCUUCCCUGCUGCUCAGCGUCACGCGUGACGUCCCGGUGAUGGCUGGGAGGAAAGCGGAGAGCGGCGAGGAAGGCGGGUCUGAGAGCUUCUAGAGGUUGAAAACCCCGGAAAGCGAACUCAAGAAUAGCUGCCCCGGAUUAAUUGCUGCUGGUGAAUCAACCACACACAUGUAAAUCCUGCAUCAGGCCACAAAAAGGCCACAGAGUCAGGAAAGCUGCAUUCUUGGUUCUGGUCUUCCCUCCCGCUCUUCAGUGGCCUUAGGUCCCUGGCUAAAACACUACCUAGGGAACAACUCCUCCUCCACCCUUGUUUCUGGAUCAGGAGUCACCUUGAGCAUCUGCAGGCACUGAAGAUGGGUGACUUGCCCUUAAAUAUCAACAUCCAGGAGCCUCGAUGGGACCAAAGCACAUUCCUGGGCAGAGCCCGGCACUUCUUCACGGUCACUGAUCCCCGAAAUCUGCUGCUGUCUGGGGAACAACUGGAAGCUUCCCGGAACAUCGUGCAGAAUUACAGAGCUGGUGUGGUAACCCCGGGGCUCACUGAGGAUCAGCUAUGGAGAGCCAAAUAUGUGUAUGACUCAGCAUUCCAUCCGGACACCGGGGAGAAGGUGGUCUUGGUUGGCCGCAUGUCGGCCCAGGUGCCCGUGAACAUGGCCGUUACUGGCUGCAUGCUCACCUUCUAUAGGAAGACUCCGACUGUGGUGUUCUGGCAGUGGGUGAAUCAGUCCUUCAACGCCGUCGUGAAUUACUCUAAUCGCAGUGGGGACACUCCCAUCACCGUGCGGCAGUUGGGAACAGCCUAUGUGAGUGCCACCACUGGGGCUGUGGCUACUGCUCUGGGACUCAAGUCUCUCACCAAGCACCUACCCCCGCUAGUCGGGCGAUUCGUGCCCUUUGCAGCUGUGGCCGCUGCUAACUGCAUCAACAUCCCCCUGAUGAGGCAGAGGGAGCUGCAGGUGGGCAUCCCGGUGACAGAUGAGGCUGGUCAGAGGCUGGGCCACUCGGCGACUGCUGCCAAACAGGGGAUCUUUCAGGUGGUGAUAUCGAGAAUCGGCAUGGCGAUUCCUGCCAUGGCCAUUCCCCCGGUGAUCAUGAACACUCUGGAAAAGAAAGACUUCCUGAAGCGCCGCCCCUGGCUCGGGGCGCCCCUGCAGGUGGCACUGGUAGGCUUCAGCUUGGUAUUUGCCACACCUCUGUGCUGCGCUCUGUUCCCUCAGAGAAGCUCCAUACAUGUGACCAGGUUGGAGCCGGAACUGAGAGCUCAGAUCCAAGCACAAAACCCCAGCAUCGAUGUGGUUUACUACAACAAGGGGCUUUGAGGGGAGUCAGCCUCUGUCCCCGUCCUUACCUCCUUAGGCUGCUUCUCUGGUGCCACUUUGUAAUGCUACCACCUGUUUAUCUUCUGGGAACCGGGCAAGGGGGCCAAAUAUGGGGAACAGCCACUGAGACCAGCAACCUUAGACUGGGGGAGGCACCCCAUAAGCCUACUCUCUCCUCUCUGGUUUCAAAGAGCAAGUCACAAAACCCAUCCCUCCCUCCUGUGUUUGUGUGUGUGUGCACAGACACACAUAUACAGCACAUGUAAGUGUUUAUACAUUUGGUCCUGGAAGCUAAGAGCAGAAAUGCUGUUCUAGAAUGUCCUGAUAUUUGUCUUCUCUCCUCUUUGUCACCUGCCCACACCCACCUAACAGCAAGCCUGAUUAUGGGUGAGACUUCCUUCCCUAAACUGUUCCUCUGGUCAAGUCGUUUCUGAUAGCACCUUAGCCUUCUGCACCCAAGAUAAGCCCUAGGGUCCCAGAACACGGAUUUGAAGGACAUCAGCAGGCCACCCAGAGCUUAACCAUUCAGGUUUCGAAUAGCUAGCUCUAAAAGCUGAUUCAGGACCUGGGCUGGCAGAGGAAGCAGUGAGGGAUUAGGGAGGCAGGGGGCUCCUGCUGGACCCCACACCCCACAAUGGCUCCACUCCUCUCUUCUCCUCGUGGAACAUGGGGAUGUCAAUAGCCUGCACCACUCUCCGCACUGCAAUGUGGGUGCUUUUAGAGACAGUCUUGAGCAUUCUUGGUCUGUCCUGAUGAGCCAUGUCAUGACUCAGACAGAAAUCCCACACUUACAAUUUCUUCCCCCAAUCAGAAAGCCACACAGGCAAAGCAAGUAUUCCCUUCAGGAACUGCCACCACCCAUACCCACUUAUGGGGGGACCGGUGUGGGACUGGUGCUUAAACACAGGCCUCAAACUUACAAUAGCAAGACAGGUAAUUCUGUGUUUCAUCGACUCUUCUUAGACACACCUCCCACCUCAGCUCCUUCUUUUCCAUCUAGCCCAUCUGGAAGAACCCAGGGCUUCCGAGCUUCAUAUAUGCUAGGCAAGUGCUCUACCACUGAGCUACAUCCCCAGUACCCCUUCCUUUCUUCCUGUCUGAAAGUGUCUGUCUUUCUUUCUUUUUUGUUUGUUUUUGUUUUUUAACUAUGGUUUCUCGGUGUAGCCCUAGCUGUCCUGGAACUCAGAGAUCUGAUAGCCUAUGGCAGUGAGUGCUGGGAUUAAAGGCAUGUGCCACCAUUGCCAGCAGCCUGUCUCUUUCUUAAGACAUGGCCCUGCACUCCCUCUGUCCUUAAUUUCAAAAGGAGGAGGGACCCAGGCCUUAAGAGCUGGACCAAAUGGAAGCUGGGCUUACGGAAGGUGUGGGUGGUAGUGACUCCAGGCCACAGAACUCUAUCCCCACUCUAAAUCCAUGAUCUCUAGCUAAAAGGUGAACGGGGUCUGCAGAACUCUAUCUCCACUCUAAAUCCAUGAUCUCCAGCUAAAAGGUGAACGGGGUCCCCAGUGACAUCCACGGAGACCAUUUUUACUAAAUCCCCCCUCCAAUGACAACAGCUGUCAUGUCACAGUGUCAAUAAACUGCAAUCCUGUCUGGUUCUUGA